AUGGUGUGGAUUCAGAGGAGGAGGCUUUUGGCUUCUUGCCUAUGCAUCACAGCCACAGUCUUUCUGCUUGUCACACUCCAGGUCGUGGUUGAACUGGGAAAAUUUGAAAGGAAGAAGUUUAAAAAUUCUGAUUUGCGAGCUGGACAUGCAAAAAUGGAAGAGGAGCCUGUACAUCUCUAUCCACUCCCUGGGAAAGAAGCACUGAUCUUGAAGCGGAAGAACCAACUGGAAACUGAUAGCUAUCCCAUCAUGCUCUGGUGGUCCCCCUUGACUGGGGAAACUGGAAGGUUAGGCCAGUGCGGAGCAGAUGAGUGUUUCUUCACCAUCAACCGGACCUACCUACAUCAUCCCAUGACCAAAGCAUUCCUCUUCUAUGGCACUGACUUUAAUAUAGAUAGCUUACCUCUGCCUCGGAAAGCCCACCACGACUGGGCCCUUUUUCAUGAAGAGUCUCCGAAAAACAAUUAUAAGCUCUUUCACAAGCCAGUCAUCACCUUGUUCAACUACACAGCCACCUUCAGCCGGCAUUCCCACUUGCCACUGACCACCCAGUACUUGGAGGGUGUAGAAGUCCUGAAGUCACUCCGAUACCUAGUCCCUUUGCGGUCCAAAAACAACCUUCGAAGAAGACUUGCUCCACUGGUAUAUAUCCAGUCAGACUGUGACCCGCCGUCAGACAGGGACAGCUAUGUUCGAGAGCUGAUGACUUAUAUCGAGGUCGAUUCCUACGGUGAGUGUUUACGAAACAAAGAUCUCCCUCAGCAGCUGAAAAAUCCAGCCUCUAUGGAUGCCGAUGGCUUUUAUAGGAUCAUUGCACAGUAUAAGUUUAUCCUGGCCUUUGAGAAUGCAGUGUGUGACGACUACAUCACCGAGAAGUUCUGGAGACCUCUGAAACUGGGGGUGGUCCCUGUGUAUUAUGGGUCCCCCAGCAUUGCGGACUGGCUCCCAAGUAACAGAAGUGCUAUUCUCGUAUCAGAAUUUGCUCACCCUAGAGAAUUGGCAAAUUACAUCAGACAACUGGAUCAUGACGACAGGAUGUACGAGGCCUACAUAGAAUGGAAGCUGAAGGGUGAGGUCUCCAAUCAGCGACUUCUCACAGCACUCAGGGAACGGAAAUGGGGAGUGCAGGAUGUCCACCAGGACAACUACAUCGAUGCGUUUGAGUGUAUGGUGUGCACCAAGGUGUGGGAUAACAUCCGGCUUCAGGAAAAGGGCUUACCACCCAAGAGAUGGAAGGCAGACGUUAGCCAUCUGAGUUGCCCGGAGCCUGCCGUGUUUGCUUUCUCACCUCUGGCUCCACGUUGGAGCUCUUUGCGGGAGAUGUGGAUUCCAAGCUUUGAGCAAUCCAAGAAAGAAGCCCAGGCACUGAGGUGGCUGGUUGAUAGGAAUAAAAAUUUUUCAGCUCAAGAGUUUUGGGCCCUAGUAUUCAAGGACUAA
Canis lupus familiaris (dog) is the source of this 1437-nucleotide messenger RNA. RefSeq names its product fucosyltransferase 10 (gene POFUT3). Gene Ontology annotation, molecular function: alpha-(1->3)-fucosyltransferase activity. Gene Ontology annotation, cellular component: Golgi membrane. Lineage: Eukaryota; Metazoa; Chordata; Mammalia; Carnivora; Canidae. The record is from RefSeq and is marked provisional.